Culicoides brevitarsis is the source of this 2674-nucleotide messenger RNA. Its product is annotated as solute carrier family 22 member 7-like. Gene Ontology annotation, biological process: transmembrane transport. Gene Ontology annotation, cellular component: membrane. The record is from RefSeq and is a predicted model, not a curated record. The coding region runs from base 52 to 1674 and encodes 540 amino acids. Gene Ontology annotation, molecular function: transmembrane transporter activity. Lineage: Eukaryota; Metazoa; Arthropoda; Insecta; Diptera; Ceratopogonidae. The transcript is spliced from 4 exons.
CGUUUAGUAUAUUUCUCAAAAACGGUAACAGCGCUCACACAAAUAAUCGCGAUGUCGCAGAGUGCAGAUCAAAUUAAAAUCGGUACAGCUGAUGUUAUCAGUGACGUCUUGGAUAAAUGCCGUUUAUGGCAACUACGUGCAAUUUUAAUUAUAUUUCUCACGAAAAUUCCAACUGCAUUUUUCAUGGCGGCAAUUAUUUACUCAGCGCCGGUUCCGCAACGCGUUCGUGUCUAUUGUCGGGAAGGAUCGGAAGGCAAUGUCACAACGAUUCUGCAUCCAGCAGUAGCAGACGUCAAUGAUCAGGAGUUCGAAUUAAGUUUAUGUGAUACUUACAAAGAUGUGAAAGAACAUGCUUGGAUGUACUUCGGUCAUUAUUUGUUCCAAAUGCCCUGGAUGGAACCAACGAAUGAAACAAAUGCGGAAGAAACGGUCUUGCCUUGUGAUAUUUUUGACUUCAAAAGUGGAAAUCCUGUUACUUCGUAUGAUGUUGUUUGUUCACGAGGAGCUUUGGUGGUGUUGACACAAGGAAUGCAUUUGGUGGGAAUUUUAUUGAGUGGAGUGGUUGCUCGAUAUUCGAUGAAAAUCAUGAGUCCGAAGACAGUUCUGCGUCUUGCAAUGUUACUUCAAAUAAGUUGUGGUUUAAUUGCUGGUGUGGUUGAAUCUUUGAUUGUUCAUCUCGUUUUUCGAGCAUUAGCGGCUAUUGGAUGUGCAGCGGCAUUCACCGCAGGCUUCGUAAUUGUUUCUGACAUCACCACGGGAAAGUGGCAAAAAGGAUCUCAAAUAUUCUUCGACCUUUUUUGGUCAAUUGGAAUCGUCAUUUUAUCUUUUAUCACACAGUACGAAGCUCGAUGGACUCAACUUUACAUGAUCAUUUCACCUCCAACUUUUGUCAUUCUCAUUUUAACGAUAUGGGUUCCCGAAUCUCCACGAUGGCUUCUGCAACGCGGUCACAUAGACGAAGUAAAAGAAAUCCUUCUUAAUGCCUCAAAUUUCAUCUCUUCAACGGCAGUGAUUCCCGUAACGCUAAAAGCUCAACUGCAGUUGCAAGCAAAUUCAAUCGUUAAUUGCAAACCUGCUUCUUGGUUCGAAUUGUGGCGAACAUCAACAAUGGAACAAAUUCGAAUUUUUUGUAUUCACGUUGCUUUUGCCUGUUUUACCAUCAUGUAUUUUGGCAUGGUACUAAAUAUGCCGAAUUACGGUCGUCAUUUUCUGUCUUAUAAUGCAUUAUUAAUAGCUGCAAGUGAAGUUAUUGGAUGUUUUAUUGGAUACGUACUCGCAACGACUUGCAGUGUAAAAUUUUUCUCGAGUGGACUGAUUAACUUGCUCGGUGCUGGAAUUGCAUUGCAAAUGUGGCAUUGGAGAGAUGUUGAAUCGGAAUUCUAUCGUGACGGAACUUUGUUGUACUUUUGCUUGGUGUUAAAGGCAUCAGUAUCGUGUUCGUUUGGUGUACUUGUGUCAUGUUCAACUGAUCUUGUGACACAGAGAAAAAAGCAAAUUUUGAUGUUUUCGUGCCUUCUUUGUGGACGCAUUUGGCUCUUGAAUGCACCAGUGAUGGUUUCGAUCGGAAACUUUUAUGGGGAGUUCUUGUCGUUGACACUUUUCAGCAUUACUGGAAUAAUUGGUGGAUUGGCGAUGAUUUUGGUACAAAUGACAUUAAAUGUUAAAACAAAUUAGGAUUUUGAUAAUUUUCUUUAUUUUUUCUGAGUUUUUGUUUUAAUUAUUUUCGUCACAUAAAUUAUAAUUUUAUUUAUUUAUUUUUAAUUAAAUAUGUAGGUAGUACAAAUAUCAUUGCUACGUUUUCUUAAAUUUUUAUUACAAUAAUUUUUUACGAAUAUAUUAUUUAAUCAUCGUUUGAAUUAUGUGAUUAAGAAUGAUCAAAGACUAGAAAAAUUGGAUGAAUUAUUUUUAAUAUUUAUAUUUUUUAUAUAUUUUAAUUGAUUUCUUUACUUACAAAGCUAAUAAUUUUUAAAAUAGUAUUUUUAUAGAUUUUUUUUUUACUUGCAAACUUGUGCCUUAUACUCUUAAUUAUUGCUGUGAGAUUCUUUUUAAAAGAGUUGAAGAUAGUGGAAAACUUUCAAGAAUGAGUCACUUGACAGUUUAUUAGAUAAUGUUUGAUAAUAGUAAGAAAUUUUGAAAGUUCAUUGAAAAUAAUAAUAAUUGCUGACUUGCAAAAAAAAAUUAAAUUUCAUGCACUGGGAAUCACCAGAGAAAAUUUUUCUAGAUCUUUUCUUCGCUAUAUAAAGAAAAAAAAAUAUUUGAAAAGUUCAGUUCAUUCAGAAACCCCUUUCAAGCCAUUGAAAAAAAUAAAAAAAUGUUGUUAAAAUUAUUAAUUUUGUCCAUUUUUUGGAUUCUUGGAUCCUCGUUAGUUAUUCCUGAUCAAAAUUUACAUCCGAUCGGGGAGUUUCCGCAAACUUUUACUAGAGAUCUGAAUGUGGAACCAUCAGUCUAUGGAAAUAAUCCAAGUUUCCAUGGACGUAUUUCGAAUCAAGGAGUUUAUCCGAAUGGAAUUCAAGGAUCAAGAACAUCGAACGUGGUACAUGUGAGAGAAAAUAAUUACAACUCUCAUUCAGUUUCGCAGAGUCAAGGUCGACAGACUGAAAUCAUUCAACAGAAUGGAGUAAUUAGUGGUCGUCCUUCAUAUUAUAAUCAAAAAAUUUAUAAAUAAAUUUCAAUU